CUCCCCAUUGCGCGAACUAUUAUAAACUCCACUGAACGGUUCUGGCAAUUUGAGUUCGGACUGUGUGAUUACCAUAGUUCAACGUGUUUGACCGAUCGCCGGCUUGACCGCACGUUAAAAUUAUCAGCGAUUAAAAUCGAUUAAACAGAUAAAGGCAGCAUAUAAGUGUUCUGUGAAUGAUUAGAAUAUAAACAGUAAUUAAACAUUCAGUGAAUGCAACAGUUGUGGUGAAUAUUUUGAAUACCAAAUAGUGUAAAAAUGGCUCCUAAUAUUAAGGACGGAGCUGAUUUGAACGGAGUUUUAUUUGAAGAUGACGCUAGCACCCCCGAUUAUGCCCUUGCCACGGCCCCAGUCCAGAAAGCAGACAACUAUCCCAGAAAACUAGUGUGGAGAAACAUCAUACUCUUUGUAUACCUUCACCUUGCCGCUGUGUAUGGAGCAUACCUAUUCCUGUUUUCAGCGAAAUGGCAGACAGAUAUUUUUGCCUACAUUCUUUACGUGAUCUCAGGACUCGGCAUCACAGCGGGAGCCCACCGCCUUUGGGCGCACAAGUCAUACAAGGCUAAGUGGCCACUUAGACUCAUUCUUAUUAUCUUCAACACUGUAUCAUUCCAGGACUCUGCUCUAGACUGGUCACGUGACCACCGCAUGCACCACAAAUACUCGGAGACCGACGCCGACCCGCACAACGCGACUCGAGGGUUCUUCUUCUCUCAUAUCGGCUGGCUGCUGGUCCGCAAGCACCCGGAACUGAAGAGAAAGGGCAAGGGACUGGACCUGAGCGACUUGUAUGCUGAUCCCAUCCUCCGUUUCCAGAAGAAGUACUACCUGCUACUGAUGCCUCUCGGCUGCUUCAUCAUGCCGACGGUGGUUCCGGUGUACUUCUGGGGUGAGACUUGGACUAACGCUUUCUUCGUCGCCGCGCUCUUCCGAUACACCUUCAUCCUCAAUGUCACCUGGUUGGUCAACUCCGCCGCGCACAAGUGGGGCCACAAGCCCUAUGACAGCAGCAUCAAGCCUUCCGAGAACCUCUCAGUCUCCUUAUUCGCGUUGGGCGAAGGCUUCCACAACUACCACCACACAUUCCCCUGGGACUACAAAACUGCCGAGCUCGGCAACAACAGACUCAAUUUCACAACAAACUUCAUCAACUUCUUCGCUAAAAUCGGAUGGGCUUACGACUUGAAAACGGUCUCCGACGAGAUUAUUCAGAAUAGAGUCAAGCGCACAGGAGAUGGCUCCCACCACUUAUGGGGUUGGGGCGACAAGGAUCAACCUAAAGAGGAGGUAAACGCAGCUAUUAGAAUUAAUCCUAAAGACGAGUAAACUCUCACAACACUAGGCUAUUAAAGCACGAAUUGCGUAUCUUAAUCUUGAAUUUAAUUCGUAUAAGUACUUUACUUUUCGAAAGUCUAUGAAGGUCGGUAAUUCUGAUGAUGGACAAAAUUAUGGUGUGUGUAAACUUGAGUCUGCUAGGUUUAAGUAAAUUUAACAUUUCAGUAACAUUUGAGCACAAAAUUAAUAUAGCACAUUGAUAGAAACUAAAUUUUAGUAGAGUUUUAACUUCUUCCCAUGGUCCAGUAUGGCAGGUCGUAAAGUACGACAUCAUGGUUGUUACAGUCCACGCGAUAUAAGAAUUAUUGAACUAACAAGUACUUAUCAAUAUAAAACAAAUUAUGGAUUAAUAUGAUAAUGAGACAACUCAAUAUGGAUUGAUUCCCAAUGCUGGUCUUCCUUAUUUUUCGGUGUCCAGAACUUUAUUGUUGUACACUAAGUACUUUAUUAUAUUAAUCGUCGUCUUUUUGUGCACUCGUAAAGUAGUAUACAGGGUGUAAAGGAUAGGUUUUUAAUAACUGAGAGAAUUCAGACCACACUUCCAAACUUGAAACUACUUAAUUCGUUAAAGUGGUCAAAGUCAAUGGUUUAAAAAUCUGUCAACCUGGCCUUUACACCCUUCAUUGUGAGAUAAUACAUAUUUAUUUAAAUGUGCCCCCAUUACUAAAGAUACAAGGGUUUAAACGAAUUUACGUAUGUGACUAGUUUUGUAAGUACACCACUGAAUUUUACCUAUUUACCAUUAUGGUAAUGAAACUCAUGAGUACAUUAUUGCACAAUAACUUUUUGAAUAUCACUAUGACGAUUUAUUUAAAGAGAUUGUAAUAAAAAUAUUUAUCAAUAAAAUAUUUAAGGACUAAGAAUUUUUUAUUAUGUAAUCGCUAUUCUAUGUGACGUUGUCGUGUUGUUAGCUUGCUUUAAAUGGAAAUAAGACAAUCAUUCAAAGCUUGGUUAACUUUAUUUUAGUAACUGGGGGCAUCUGAUAAUUUAUUAGUAGAAGUAGAACUACACUUACACAGUAAAAUGUAGUUGUUAGGCUUUAGUUGUGGAUAACGUCUGAGCAUCAGUGUGAUAAUGGUAGAAUAAACACAUCAGUAUUAUUAUAAACCACAUAUUAUUUAUAAGUGCAUAUAACUAGUCUAGCUGCAUUUGUUAUGAAUAAUUUAAGUUUACAUGAUUUCUAAAUUAUUUUCGAAAUGUGAACUAAAAUUGCCGAACCAAGAACAUUAUUUAUUAACUUGUUAAUUGUUUUUAUUUAUAUAAAUAUGACAUAUGUGGUGUAUAAAAUGUUAUUAGCUUGUAGUAAUGCACUUGAUUGUACUUCAGAAUAACUUUCUCUGCUACUAGACAAUUAGAUUGUCGAACUACGUGCGGAUACAGCUGGAGUGCUAAAUAUUACAUAGCAAAAUGACUGAUGUGUAAAAAUGAGACUUGUGAUAUUUAGGUUAAAACCUAAACCAUUAUUAAGGAAAAAUGUGAACAAGAUUUCUUGUAUUUCAUUUUUUAUUUUAUUUUAUUCAGUAGUGAAACAUUUUAGUUAGGUUGUGUAACAUUUUUUUGCUGAGCAUAUUUACUGUUACUUGACGCUUAUUAAUAAAAAUGUAACUAUUGAAAA
Ostrinia nubilalis (European corn borer) is the source of this 2950-nucleotide messenger RNA. RefSeq names its product acyl-CoA Delta-9 desaturase-like (gene DESAT4). Gene Ontology annotation, molecular function: stearoyl-CoA 9-desaturase activity; iron ion binding. Lineage: Eukaryota; Metazoa; Arthropoda; Insecta; Lepidoptera; Crambidae. Bases 259 to 1326 code for a protein of 355 amino acids. Gene Ontology annotation, cellular component: endoplasmic reticulum membrane. Gene Ontology annotation, biological process: unsaturated fatty acid biosynthetic process. The transcript is spliced from 5 exons. The record is from RefSeq and is a predicted model, not a curated record.